AUGCGGAACAGCGCGGAGCAGCCGAGGGCGGAACAGAGGAGGACCCCCUGUGAACUCCUGGCACAGGGCGGCUCAGACUUCCCGGGGAAAGUGCAGGUACUUUCUGAAGGAAGAGCCCUGCCAACCCCCUGGACGCUGGGAGCGCAGGGCCCGCGCAGCCUCAAUUCACCGCGCGGCCAGCGGGUGGCGGUGCUGCCGACCCCGACGGGCAGCAGCCGCUCGCCUCCUGCUGGCGACUCUCAAAGGCGCGGCUUCCUGCAGGUGCACGUGGAGGCAACUCUCCCCGCGAUGCCCCGAGUUGCUAGGAACCCAGAAGCUGAACGCAAGGCUGGUCCUUCAUCCAUGGGCGCUACCUCACAGCCUCCACGUGUACCCUCAGGCCAGAGUGGGAAGCAGUUACUAGGCUGCCUCUCUGAGCACGGGGUGGGGGGAACAGCCCCUCUCCAGCCCUUGAAGCUGCCUGUGCGGGAAACCGGAGCCUUGGACCACGGAGGGGCCUAG
This is a messenger RNA of Rangifer tarandus platyrhynchus (Svalbard reindeer), 501 nucleotides long. NCBI's taxonomy places the organism in Eukaryota, Metazoa, Chordata, Mammalia, Artiodactyla, Cervidae. The record is from the annotation of a GenBank genome assembly.